AUGAAGAAGCGGAUAUCACAUAACAAAUCCCGUAACGGAUGUCAGAACUGCAAGAAACGACAUGUCAAAUGUGAUGAACAAGGGCCACCAUGCGCUGCAUGCAUUGCUCGAGACUUCACGAGUACAUGCAGUUACAAGACCAGCCCGCCGGCUCAAGAUGCAGGCUCGUCGGUAGUAUCGACCUCGACCUCCAACAGCGAGACCCAAAACUCGACCCCUAUUGUCAAAAAGCACACAUUCGACAGUCGCAGACUUCUGGAGCUGGAGCUUAUGCAUCGCUGGUCGACAAAGACCUACGAAAGUCUCUGUAGUGUGCCAGAAGAUUACCACUACUUGCAGAUCGAAGUUCCGCGCGGGGCGCUGAGACAUGAUUUUCUGCUGCAUGGAGUCUUUGCGAUUACCGCACUCGAGAUGGCCUUGUCUGGAGAUCCAGCCAAAUCUCCGGAAUACAUCUGUAUCGCAAUGGAGUAUUAUGAUUGGGCGAGCGAAUCUUUCCGAGCAGCACUCUGUUCAGUUACAUCUGAAAACCAGCACUAUUUGUAUAUCUUUGCGAUCGCUGCCACAAUCAUAAAUCUAGCAAUGCCAGACGAGAACGGUAACCACCUCGGAGGAAUGCUGAAGCGAAUGGUGGUGCUUUUCGAGCUACUCAUGGGUGCUUGCUCUAUCGCAGUACUGAACUUCAACUGGAUGCUGGAUAGCCCAUUUUCGCCUUCGCUUCUUUCUGCUCUGUCUCUAAUGGAAAAGCCGGCACCAGAGCCAAUCAGUGAAGCUACGAAGCAAGCCUUCGAAGACCUCACAUCCAUAAUCGAUAAGUUGGGCAAGGAUGAGGAGUCGCGCUCACACGCAGCCUAUAAGGCUGUUGCCACAAAGCUCCAUUACUGCUUCAAGCAGGAGAGCAGGGGCUUGAUUCGAGGGUUUUGUAUCGCUUUUCCGGUGCUUGCCGGCGAGGAGUAUACCGCUGCAAUGAGGGUGCAGGAGCCCAUGGCGCUUUUUAUGUUGAUGUAUUGGGGUGUAUUGUUGAAUGUGCUUAGUGACCAAGCAUGGUGGACUGCUCACAUCGGUCGAGACCUUGUUUCGGAGAUUUCUGAUGCUCUAUUGCAACUACCACCCCAGUCACAAUUUUCGACCAUGCCCGAGUGGAAUGCUGGUAUAUCGUGGGCGAGAACGGAGGUUGGAUUGGAAGUGUUUGAUUGA
Molecule: messenger RNA, 1194 nt
Organism: Mollisia scopiformis
Lineage: Eukaryota; Fungi; Ascomycota; Leotiomycetes; Helotiales; Mollisiaceae
Exons: 2
Coding region: 1-1194 (397 amino acids)
Biological process (GO): regulation of transcription by RNA polymerase II
Molecular function (GO): DNA-binding transcription activator activity, RNA polymerase II-specific; zinc ion binding
Source: RefSeq, a predicted model, not a curated record